AUGAAGCGUAAAAUAACAAAUGAGUUUUACCUUGGUACAGUCAGCAACGGCCUUCUUAUACUCCCCAACUUCCUUAUAGCACGAUGCUCGACUGGUCAAGACUUCCAUAGUCCCUUCAUCAUCACUAGCCUUCUCGAGCAGAAUAACAGCCCACGAAAACCACUUUAUAGCAUCUGCAAACUGGCUAUACUCAGUGGAUCAUUGAGCUCGACGGUGCUGGUGAAUUCCAGCUCUUCCCGAAAUCAUCCCCCACCAUGGAGGUCGGGCCGGAUAAAGAUCCCAGCCCGGGUGACUGGAUCGGGACCGCCGGCUGGUGGGUCCAUGCCGGCGUGUUGGGCUGGUGGCCCCACGACGGUGCCGAGCUCGGCUUCUGUUGGGUGUACGCCGCCGAUGAAUAAGAAGACGCCGUCGGGUCCUUCUUGCCAUUCAGAGGUCCGGCGCGGCCCGAGAUCGAAAUCGAAGGCGUCGGUCUUGCUGUUCGAACAAAAAAAUCCUAAUUCCGUGCCUGGGCCCACAGGUGACCCCGUUGACUGUGAGGUCGGUCAAGCCCUGGCCGAUGGAAAUGCAGUCGUCGCCCGUUUGAAUCACGCUUUUCGAAACGGUCACGGCGUCCGAUUUGCUGAUGUGGAUGCCGUCCGUGUUCGGGCUAUUUCCGGGCGCUCUUAUUUUUAUUCCGUCGAUCGUUACGCGGCUGCUCUCGGUUAUGUGCAUGUGGAAUCCCAUGCUGUCGAUCAAGUUUACCCCUUCGACUCGCGCAUUAUUCACAUUGUUCAUUUGCAUUUAAGGCCGGAGUUCUAG
Molecule: messenger RNA, 798 nt
Organism: Striga asiatica
Lineage: Eukaryota; Viridiplantae; Streptophyta; Magnoliopsida; Lamiales; Orobanchaceae
Source: the annotation of a GenBank genome assembly